AACUCCCCUCCCAGUCCCCCCCAGUGCCCCCCCAGCUGCCCCGCCAUGUCCUCCUGCGCCGAGCUGCUGCGCUUCCAGCUGCCGGGCCACGAGGCGGCGGCGCUGCGCUCCAUGACGCGCCUGCGGGCCGAGGAGCGCUUCUGCGACGUCACCAUCGUGGCGCGCAGCCUGCGCUUCCGCGGCCACCGCGUCAUCCUGGCCGCCUGCUCGCCCUUCCUGCGCGACCAGUUCCUGCUGAACCCCGCGGCCGAGCUGCGCGUCUCGCUGGCGCACAGCGCCCGCGUGCUGGCCGACCUGCUGCUCUCCUGCUACACCGGCGCGCUGGAGUUCGCCGGCCGCGACCUGGUCAACUACCUGACGGCCGCCAGCUACCUGCAGAUGGAGCACGUGGUGGAGCGCUGCCGCGGCGCCCUGGCCAGGUUCAUCCAGCCCUCGCCCGCCGCGCCGGUGCCGCCGCCGAAGCCCGAGGAGGACGAGGAGGACGAGGACGAGGAGGACGCCACGGAUGUUUGCAUCGUCAAGGUGGAGCCGGCCACGCGGCGGCGCGGCAGGAGGUGGCCGGCGGUGGGCGGCGGCGAGGCGGCGCAAGGGGGGCCGGGGGUGGCCGCGGUGGUGGCCGCCGCGCCGGAUAACGCCACGGCGCAGCUGGGGGUGGUCAAGGCGUGCUACAGCCUGGCCGAGGACGCCGAAGGUGAAGGUUUGGUCAUCUUCCCCGGCGGCGGCGGCGGCGGCGGCAACAACGCGGCCGGCAACGAGGAGCCGCCGGGCAACCAAGCAGCCGUGGGCACCUCGGCGGCCGCGACGGCCGCGCCGUCGUCGUCGUCCUCGUCGUCCUCGCGGUGCGGGAAGUGCGGGGAGAGCUUCCAGGGCGUGGAGAAGCUGGUGUUCCACAUGCGGGCGCAGCACUUCGUGUUCAUGUGCCCGCGCUGCGGCAAGCAGUUCAACCACAGCAGCAACCUGAACCGGCACAUGAACGUGCACCGCGGCGUGAAGUCGCACGGCUGCGGCGUCUGCGGCAAGAGCUUCACGCAGAAAUCCACGCUGCACGACCACCUGAACCUGCACAGCGGCGCCAGGCCCUACCGCUGCUCCUACUGCGACGUCAGGUUCGCCCACAAGCCGGCCAUCCGGCGGCACCUGAAGGAGCAGCACGGCAAAACCACGGCGCAGAACGUUCUGGAAGCCGGCGGCAGCGAGGGGGGAGUGGUGAUGCGUUGAUGUUGGGGAGGGGGAGGG
Molecule: messenger RNA, 1236 nt
Organism: Onychostruthus taczanowskii (white-rumped snowfinch)
Lineage: Eukaryota; Metazoa; Chordata; Aves; Passeriformes; Passeridae
Gene: ZBTB12
Product: zinc finger and BTB domain containing 12
Exons: 1
Coding region: 46-1218 (390 amino acids)
Biological process (GO): regulation of transcription by RNA polymerase II
Molecular function (GO): protein binding; RNA polymerase II cis-regulatory region sequence-specific DNA binding; DNA-binding transcription factor activity, RNA polymerase II-specific
Source: RefSeq, a predicted model, not a curated record